GAUUAAAAAAUAGUAGCUAGUCUAUGAAUUUGUACAGUUUAAUAAUUGUUAAUAUAAUGCAAGUUUUCUUUGUUCAUGGUGCUAAGAUUCUACCAAGAUUACAAACAUGGAGUUGCAGUGUUCAAUCAAGAACAAUGUUACUGAAUUAAUUGGAAACACUCCCAUGGUUUAUCUUAACAAAGUUGUGGAAGGUUGUGUUGCUCAGAUUGCUGCCAAGUUGGAGUCAAUGGAACCUUGCUCAAGUGUCAAAGAUAGGAUAGCAUUGAGUAUGAUCGAGGAUGCUGAGGAUAAGGGUCUGAUUACACCAGGGAAGACUGUUCUUGUCGAGACUACAAGUGGGAACACAGGAAUCGGGUUGGCCUUCAUUGCAGCGCUUAAAGGUUACAGGCUAGUUUUAGCAAUGCCAGCUUCAAUGAGCCUCGAGAGAAGAAUUUUGCUUCUCGCUUUUGGAGCUGAGCUGCAUAUCACAGAUCCUGCCAAGGGGUUUAAUGGUAGUCAUAAAAAAGCCGAGGAGUUAGAGAAGGAGAUACCUGAUGCUUUUAUGAUUCGUCAAUUUGAAAAUCCUGCAAACCCGAAGAUUCACUAUGAAACUACUGGCCCUGAGAUAUGGAGAGACUCUGGCGGGAAAGUUGACGCCCUUGUAGCAGGUAUAGGAACUGGUGGUACAAUAACAGGUGCAGGGAAGUUCCUCAAGGAGAGAAACCCGGAAAUCAAGGUCUAUGGAGUGGAACCUGUUGAAAGUGCAGUAUUGAGUGGAGGACAGCCAGGCAUGCAUCUGAUUCAGGGAAUUGGUGCUGGCAUUGUUCCUGAAGUGCUGGAUGUUAAUCUACUUGAUGAAAUUAUUCAGGUCACAAGUGAAGAAGCUAUAGAAACUGCUAAACAAUUAGCACUAAGAGAAGGUUUGCUGGUUGGGAUUUCGUCUGGAGCAGCAGCCGCAGCAGCAAUAAAACUGGGAAAGAGGCCAGAAAACACCGGCAAACUCAUCGCGGUGGUGUUCCCUAGUUUUGGUGAGCGUUACCUUUCUUCUCAGUUGUUUGAGUCUUAUAGACAUGAGGCAGAGAAGAUGACAUUUGAUUAGGGGAAACUGUUAUUAUAAUAAAUACAAAACAAAAAAAAAGAUGCUUAAAUGCAAGGUAUCUUGAAAAAGGAAUGUGCUCCUUCUUUGUAUUGACUCUUGAAAAGAAGUCAGAAUCUUUAAGAAUAUCCAUUUCAGAAUUCCUUUUGGGAA
This is a messenger RNA of Vicia villosa (hairy vetch), 1228 nucleotides long. RefSeq names its product cysteine synthase-like. Gene Ontology annotation, cellular component: cytoplasm. The record is from RefSeq and is a predicted model, not a curated record. NCBI's taxonomy places the organism in Eukaryota, Viridiplantae, Streptophyta, Magnoliopsida, Fabales, Fabaceae. Gene Ontology annotation, molecular function: cysteine synthase activity. The transcript has 9 exons. Bases 107 to 1078 code for a protein of 323 amino acids.